Molecule: messenger RNA, 1110 nt
Organism: Gavia stellata (red-throated loon)
Lineage: Eukaryota; Metazoa; Chordata; Aves; Gaviiformes; Gaviidae
Gene: CCNJL
Product: cyclin J like
Exons: 4
Coding region: 40-1110 (356 amino acids)
Biological process (GO): mitotic cell cycle phase transition; regulation of cyclin-dependent protein serine/threonine kinase activity
Cellular component (GO): cytoplasm; nucleus; cyclin-dependent protein kinase holoenzyme complex
Molecular function (GO): cyclin-dependent protein serine/threonine kinase regulator activity
Source: RefSeq, a predicted model, not a curated record
AAGUUGCCUAUAUAUAAGGCUCGUUCACCACAGAUUGGGAUGCGCCGACACUUCAUUGACCUCUUGACUGUCAUCAGCAACCAUUUCGAUCUCUGCCUUACGGCUCGGCAUCUCGCUAUCUAUUUAUUGGACCUCUUAAUGGAUCACUACGAUAUGACUGUCGAGCAACUGCACGUCAUUUCAUUUGUCUGUCUUCUCCUAGCAAGUAAAUUUGAAGAAAAAGAAGAUAAAGUCCCAAAGUUGGAGCACUUAAAUAACCUGGCAUAUAUGUGCAAUGUGAAUGUGGUAUUAAACAAGAGAGAUUUGUUUACAAUGGAAACGCUGCUUUUGAAAAGCUUCGACUGGAACAUCUGUCUACCAACACCAGCACACUACAUUGACUACUACCUCUAUGCAUCCAUUGGCGAGUAUGACCUUCACAAUGGCUGGCCCAUCACCUCACUGACCAAAAUCAAAGCUCUUCUGGAGAAAUAUGUGUAUUAUUUCCUUGAUCUCUCAAUGCAAGAUCACAGUUUCCUCCAUUUUCGUCCCUCUCUGAUUGCUGCAGCUUGUGUGUGCACCUCACGUAUGUGUAUGCAGAUUUCUCCUGCCUGGACAAUGCAGCUUGAAUUGCUAACAUGUUAUUCCUGGGAACAUCUUGCUCAAUGCAUUGAAAUGAUGCUCAUAUAUUAUGAGAAUGACCUCAAAGAAGCCAGUAACAUCAAACAAGCAACAAUUCAACAUCACGAACAGGAAGCAGUGGGAAAUCUGAGCUAUCAAGCCACUACUCAAGUUCUCUUCCAGCAAUCUAGUUAUUACCCUUUAGCCUGGCAUUCUGCUACAGUUUCCCAGUUCCAGUCACCAAUGCAAGAUUUGUGCUCUGCUUAUCGUGACUCCUUACAGGCCCACAGGCCGAGCAGUCUGCUUGCUGCGGGUGCUGACAGCUCACUGCACUCCUACGCAGCUCUUCAGGCCAGCCUUCAACCAUCUGCCCAGACUCUGCCCAUCCAAGCGCCCGUUGCUGUGCAGGUGGCCUUAGGAACAGAGCCCAGACACUGCAUUUCCACAGCUUAUGGCAGUAGUUACUUCAGUGGUCAUCACUCAUAUGCAGCUGGGUGUUUUGAUGGAUAA